AUGCUACUGCCGCCGCCGGAGGUUGCCCGCCGCGCCCUUUGCUCUGCCCGCCCCUGCUCCGCUCGCGCCGACAGCAUCGAGGAAGAGGAGGCCGGAGCUCCACCGCCGCCGCCAGGGUUGCUCCUCCUCUGGACGGGCAGCGGAGACCCGCACAGCCACUCCACCCGCGAGGAAGAUAAGGAGGAGGGAUGGUGCCCCGCCGGCCCAAUUCUCCGCGAGAUCUUGCCGCCGCGCCCCUGCUCAGCGCCUUCGCCCAGAUCCACGCCGAGGCCCGCCCGUGCUGCGGCCGGAGGGAGCCUGCCGCUGUGGGUGGGCCCCCCUCUCCGCGGCGAGGCGCGCCGCCAUGGGCGGGGCCCCGUCUCUGCCAGGAGGACCGUCGCCACGGGCGUGGCCCCUGCUCCGCCGGGAGGCCCGUCGUCAUGGGUGGGGCCCUCGCUCCGCCGCAAGCCGCGCCGCCAUGGGGGAUGGAUGCAGCAGCCACAAAAGGGGACUCCGCCUGGCGCGCGCCCCGCAGCCUCUCUCCGCCCACCAUGCGCGAGGGGCACCGGCGGGGAGGACGCGGACCAUCCCUGA
Molecule: messenger RNA, 573 nt
Organism: Panicum virgatum (switchgrass)
Lineage: Eukaryota; Viridiplantae; Streptophyta; Magnoliopsida; Poales; Poaceae
Product: proline-rich protein HaeIII subfamily 1-like
Exons: 1
Coding region: 1-573 (190 amino acids)
Source: RefSeq, a predicted model, not a curated record